ACGGUUUCUCUCUGAAGCUGGGAAAGAGAAACUGAAAGAAUGAACGUGACUUCACAGCACAGAUCGUCGACUUAAGAUUACUCUGACUAUGUCUUCAGAUGAGGAGUUCUCUCUUGUGGUGGAGCAACCACAACCAUCCGAGGACACCUUGGAGGGAAUCAAGGCUUUAAUCACCAACUACAAGAAAAAAUACGAACAGCUGAUCCAGGAGCAGAAGGAGCUGACCACCUCCAGGGAUGACAGCCGGGCAAUGACGGACAAGUGCAAGCUGCGCUGUGUCAAACUUACCCAGGAUCUGAAAGUAGACGAGCACCGAUAUGAAGAGCAGAUUAGAAAUGAAAAGGCUAAGCUGAACUUGAUGAUGCAGGAGGAGGGCGAACUGAUGAAGGAUAUCCAAAAAGUGGAGGAAGCUCUGAAGGAGGAGGCGGCCAGACACAGUCACCUGAAGCAGCAAACUGAUGUGUUCACUGCUGUACCAGAGAAGAAGGUCGUCUUCACUGGGGAAACAGGAAAUGGAGCCAGUGCACAAACAUUUGAAAUGAAGCCACAUAUAGUUUACCCGAUGGAGGGCGGGACGUCACUGAUUACAUUUGAGGAACAAGUGGUGGCCAGAAAGAUCCUGGACAUGCAGAAGCAUCAGGUGGACCUGGGAGCAGAGUGCACCAUCACUGUGGAGGCCAGGCCAGUUCAGCUCAUGCUGCCCAGGCUGGUGGAGAUAGACACAGAGGUGAAUCCUCAGCAGAUAUUAAUCUCAAACCUGCCUGAGAUGGAGACCGAGACGCUGCUGAACAAGCUGGAGAUCCACUUCUCCAAGACUAAACACGGGGGCGGAGAGGUGGACAGAUGUGAACUGCUGCCUGACUCUGGGACUGUGGUCCUCACAUUUGUGAGAAAUGACAUUGCCAGAGGUUUGACAGAUAAAGAGCAUCACGAUGUGGAGCUAUCACAAAAGAAGAGGCACAGAGUGAGGGUGACUCCUUUUCUCAACGGAAAGAUUACAAACUUAAAGACCAAGAUGUCGGUGUGUCCUCGGACGGUGCUGCUGACGGGAAUCCCCGCCAUCAUGGAGCAGGAGACCCUGCAGGAUCUGCUGGAAAUCCACUUCCAGAAAAGCGGCAACGGUGGAGGAGAGAUCGAAGCCUUCCUCUACAACCCAUUAGGUCAGAACACCUGGGCCCUGUUUGAGGGCGUCUCCACAGACAGAGAGGAGGAGUAGGAUGUACAUUUGUCACCUCUCAGGUUCAGGGUGAGAUCCUGUGAUGUAAAGACAGCAUUAGCCCUGCAUUUGUUUUAGUCUUAUAUUCUGUUCUCACAUCUUUUGUAAUGGAAGUCAGUGUAAUUAAAGAAAUACUUCAACCACACAAUGACAGUUUUUGUAUCAGUUACACACGUGUUUUGUCUCUGCACAAGCUGAGCCCAAAUGCACGAGUGUCCAGGCAUGCUCAGGGCGCUUCUCAUAUGUGGAAGCAUUUUAUAUUGUGAAAUUUUAGCAUAUACAUGUGUUUCACAAGUACUGGUCAUAUGACUGGAUUAUACUGCUUGAGUUGUGUGAGAGAUUGUAAACGGAAAGCAGACCCUGAAAUUCAUGUAGAAGGAAUCUUUUUGGGAGUUUUCCUCAUUAAUUCAAGGUAACACAGACUAACUGACAAACAAAAGGUCAUUUUGUGGUUGAAGUAUUUUUUUAACUUCUUAUCUUGGGAUGUUUUUUGGCAUCAAUAAACCUGCCGGUCAUUUUAUUCUUGAACAAAAUCUCUGAUUCGUGUUACUGUAAGGAAUGUGAAGGUACAUCACACUGUGUAGGACGGAGGCAUCAUCUUUGAGGCAGUUUUCUCAGUUGCCCAAAAUGUAUGCCAGUCCAAAGUCUGACAAAGUCCAAAGUCCAAAAACGAGAUGGUUUAUAAUGUCUGGGUGUGUAAAUGGAGAUUGGGGUCUGUAAUCCAGCCUUGGGCUGCUAAGUCAUAUGGAUCUAUGAUGUUAUAUCAUAUGUAGUUUGUCUAAAUACAUUGCUUCACCACUGUGGCAGGCACAGGUCAACAGUGUGUCCCCACAAGAUGGCGCCACAUCUCAAAAAAGUGAACACAUUGUGACAUCAUCUUCACAAUCUCUAUCUCUAAAGUGUUCUACAUUCAUACACAAAGUAUUUAAUCUUUUUUGCCUAGUUACUUAAAGAUAUAAAUGAAUGGUGAUGAGAAAUACAUUGUAAUUAAUAAUGAAAUAAACCCAUUAAUCAACAAGGCAUCUCUAUCUCAGCAGUCUUAUUACAUAAAGAUAUAAACAUCCUGCUGUAACACAUUAUUACUUUGUCUAUUUUGGCUCAAUGAAAUUAUUUUUUUGUGAAAUAUAGCUCACACAGUUUGUUGUGGAGAGAUGAUGCUAACCAGUUAGCAGAUGGCUAGCGUAGCUUAGCACGACUGUUGACUGGGAAUAGCUAGUUCUGUCCAAAGGGUAAAGAAAUGCUUACAGCAGCACUUCUAAAGCUCACUGAUUAACACAUUACAUCUCAUUUGUUAAGUCCAUACAAAAGCCAAAGUGUAAAACUGACAAUUUGCCAGGCAACUUGCAAACAGAGACACCAGAAAGUUAAUGCCAAAAAAGCGUUCAGUGCAGAACACUCCUGUAAAAAGGCCAAUUGUCACUUGUACACUAGUGUUUUUGCAUGUACUAUAUGCAGAUAUAUGUUAGAUAUAACAUAUUAUUGAGCUUUAGAGCUGCUGGUGGAUUUUUUUAAAAUGUGACAGAGCAAGGCUAGCUGUUUCCACUCUGUAUGCUAAGCUAAGCUAACUUGUUGCUGGCUGUAGCUUCAUAUAUAUCUGGUAGAAUGGUUUUUAUCUUCUCAUCUAACUACUACCUAAUCUAAGCAAGAGAAAGAAUAUAUGCAUUUCCCAAAAAGUUGAAAAAUUAUUUGCUAUGGGUAAAUAAAGUCUUGAGGUUUGAAGGUUUGAAUUUCAGGUAAAGAUUCUUAUGUGAAACUGGAAAGGUGUAAGUAUGAAAUGCACUUUUGUGGUAACCGUUGAUUUUUCCAAUCAAAUGAAGAGUUCAUUUGCAAAAAAUAAAAGCCAUUCUUGAAACA
Molecule: messenger RNA, 3070 nt
Organism: Epinephelus lanceolatus (giant grouper)
Lineage: Eukaryota; Metazoa; Chordata; Actinopteri; Perciformes; Serranidae
Gene: ifi35
Product: interferon-induced protein 35
Cellular component (GO): nucleus
Source: RefSeq, a predicted model, not a curated record